Molecule: messenger RNA, 7012 nt
Organism: Astyanax mexicanus (Mexican tetra)
Lineage: Eukaryota; Metazoa; Chordata; Actinopteri; Characiformes; Acestrorhamphidae
Gene: med12
Product: mediator complex subunit 12
Exons: 44
Coding region: 115-6627 (2170 amino acids)
Biological process (GO): regulation of transcription by RNA polymerase II
Cellular component (GO): mediator complex
Molecular function (GO): transcription coactivator activity; beta-catenin binding
Source: RefSeq, a predicted model, not a curated record
UUGAUUGGAGCGGGGCAGGGAGCGGAGCGUCGCUGGCUGUAAGCCGCUGUCGGGUAUCGCUCGGUCGGAUCGGGGACGGACGGACUCGGCCCGGGCUGCUAUGCGGCUGGGACCAUGGCGGCCUUCGGGAUGUUGAGUUACGAGCACCGGCCCCUGAAGCGACCCAGACUCGGCCCUCCCGACGUUUAUCCCCAGGACCCGAAGCAGAAAGAGGAUGAACUGACUGCAUUAAACGUCAAGCAGGGAUUUAAUAACCAGCCAGCUGUAUCAGGGGACGAGCAUGGAAGUGCUAAAAAUGUUAAUUUUAACCCCUCCAAAAUCAGCUCAAACUUCAGCAGCAUCAUUGCCGAAAAGCUGCGAUGCAACACAUUUCCAGACACGGGGAAGAGGAAGCCACAGGUCAACCAGAAGGACAAUUUCUGGCUGGUCACUGCUCGCUCUCAGAGCUCCAUUAACAUCUGGUUUACAGACUUGGCCGGGACCAAGCCUCUCACUCAGCUGGCCAAGAAGGUUCCUAUCUUCAGUAAAAAAGAGGAGGUUUUUGGUUACCUGGCCAAAUACUCAGUCCCUGUGAUGCGCUCUGCUUGGAUGAUUAAAAUGACUUGUGCGUAUCAUGCUGCCAUUACUGAAACUAAAGUCAAGAAGAGGCAUGUCAUUGAUCCGUGUAUAGAAUGGACUCAGAUAAUUACUAAGUACCUCUGGGAGCAGCUGCAGAAGGUGGCAGAGUUUUACCGGCAGUCUCCCAGCCAGGGCUGCGGCUCUCCUCUGCCUGCCACUCCAGCUGAGGUGGAGACUGCCAUGAAGCAGUGGGAGUACAAUGAGAAGCUAGCCAUGUUCAUGUUUCAGGAUGGCAUGUUGGACAGACAUGAGUUUUUAACUUGGGUGCUUGAAUGCUUUGAGAAGAUUCGCCCAGGAGAAGACGAGCUUCUCAAAUUGCUACUGCCGCUCCUGUUACAGUACUCAGGGGAGUUUGUGCAGUCAGCCUAUUUGUCAAGGAGGCUGGCAUAUUUCUGCACACGCCGCCUCAACCUGCUGCUAAGUGAUGGAAGCCUUGGGCUCAGCACAGGAGGACACCCACCCCACAGCAUCUCAGGCCAGCCUGGCAAUGCUCUACCACCUACUCCGACGUCACAGCCGGCAGGGGGUAACCAGCCCCAAACACCUUUCACUGACUUCUACAUCUGCCCCCAACACCGCCCUGUGGUGUUCGGCCUCAGCUGUAUGCUUCAGAGCAUUGUGCUGUGCUGUCCUAGCGCUCUGGUGUGGCACUACUCACUGACAGACAGUCGGAAUAAGACUGGCUCCCCGCUGGAUCUUCUGCCCAUUGCACCCUCUAACCUGCCCAUGCCUGGUGGAAACAGCACCUUCAACCAACAGGUCCGUGCAAAAGUCAGGGAAAUCGAAGAGCAAAUCAAGGAGAGGGGGCAGGCAGUGGAGUUUCGCUGGUCCUUUGACAAGUGUCAGGAAACAACAGCUGGCUUCACUAUUGGCCGGGUUCUGCACACGCUGGAGGUCCUGGACAACCACAGCUUUGAAAAGUCUGACUUCAGCAACUCGCUGGACUCCUUGUACAAUCGUAUCUUUGGGUCAGGACAGAGUAAAGAUGGGCAUGAGAUGAGUCCAGACGACGACGCUGUGGUCACGCUGCUGUGUGAGUGGGCCGUGUGCUGUAAGCGUUCAGGCAGACACAGAGCUAUGGUGGUGGCCAAGCUGCUGGAGAAAAGACAGACAGAGAUCGAGGCAGAGAGAUGUGGGGAGUCUGAGGUGGUGGAUGAAAAGGGCUCGGUUUCUUCAGGCUCUCUGUCAGCUGCCACUGUGCCCGUCUUUCAGGAUGUUCUGCUGCAGUUCCUGGACACACAGGCCCCUGUGCUCACUGAGCCCGGGAACGAGAGCGAGCGUGUGGAGUUCUCCAACUUGGUGCUGCUCUUCUGUGAGCUCAUUCGCCAUGACGUCUUCUCCCACAACAUUUACAUGUGUACACUAAUAUCCCGCGGCGACCUGGCCUCCGACUCACACCUGCCCCGCCCUCGUUCCCCCAGCGAUGAGCCCUCUGAUGAAUCAGAGCGUAAAGAGCAGGACACGGGCAGCAGUGUGAAAAUGGAGGACACUGGCCUGUCUGAGCCGAUGGAAAUCGAGCACAACUCAAGCGCUAACUUUGAUGAGCAGAUGUUCUCUCCCCCUAUGCACGGCGAGGCGAAGGGAAGCCCCUCCCCGGAGAAGGCUGCCCCGGAGCAGGAUGGAAAAAGCACUGCCAAGGAAAAAUGCAUGGACCCAGCCUUCCCCCAGGUGUACGAACAGCCCCGCCACAUCCAGUACGCCACACACUUCCCCAUUCCUCAGGAGGAGAGUGCCAGUCAUGAGUGUAAUCAGCGCCAAGUAGUUCUGUAUGGAGUUGGCAAGCAGCGAGACGAAGCUCGGCACGCCAUCAAGAAGAUCACCAAAGACAUCCUGAAAGUGCUGAACCGCAAAAGCACAGCUGAGACAGGAGGUGAAGAAGGGCAGAAAAGGAAGAGGAGUAAACCAGAGGCCUUCCCUACUGCUGAAGACAUUUUCUCCAAAUUCCAGCACCUCUCCCACUUUGACCAGCACCAGGUCACCUCUCAGGUGUCCAGGAAUGUUCUGGAACAGAUCACCAGUUUUGCCUUAGGAAUGUCCUAUCAUCUUCCCCUCGUACAACACAUCCAGUUCAUCUUUGACCUCAUGGAAUACUCCCUCAACAUAAGUGGCCUCAUAGACUUUGCCAUUCAGUUGCUGAACGAGCUGAGUCUGGUGGAGGCGGAGCUUCUGCUGAAAUCCUCUAGUCUGGCGGGCAGCUACACUACGAGCCUGUGUCUGUGCAUCGUGGCCGUGCUCCGCCGUUACCACUCCUGCCUCAUCCUUAACCCUGACCAAACUGCACAAGUCUUUGAUGGGCUGCGGAUUGUGGUGAAGUCAGGAGUGAACCCUGCAGACUGUUCCUCAGCUGAGCGCUGUAUCUUGGCCUACCUGUACGACCUCUAUACCUCCUGCAGUCACCUGAAGAGCAAGUUUGGGGAGAUCUUCAGUGAGUUCUGCUCUAAGGUGAAAAACUCCAUCUACUGGAACAUUGACCCUUCAGACUCCAACAUGCUGUGGGACCAGGUCUUCAUGAUCGACGCCAUAGCAAACCCUUCAGCCCACAACCUCAACCACUCUAUGGUCGGCAAGAUCCUUAAUGACAGCCCCGCCAACCGCUACAGCUUUGUGUGUAACGUCCUGAUGGAUGUGUGUGUGGACCAUCGUGACCCUGAGAGGGUUAAUGAUAUCGGCAUCCUGUGUGCCGAGCUGACAGCGUACUGCCGGUCUCUGAGUGCAGAGUGGCUGGGUGUGCUGAAAGCCCUAUGCUGUUCCUCCAACAAUGGUAACUGUGGUUUCAACGAUCUGCUCUGCAAUGUCGACGUGAGUGACCUGUCCUUCCAUGACUCCCUGGCUACCUUUGUGGCCAUCCUCAUAGCUCGACAGUGUCUGCUGCUGGAGGAUCUGGUGCGCUGUGUUGCCAUCCCUUCCCUCCUCAAUGCUGCUUGUAGCGAGCAAGACUCUGAGCCUGGAGCCAGAUUGACCUGUAGGAUUCUGCUGCAUCUGUUUAGAACACCACAGAGAAACCCAUGCCCACAGGAUGGCAAGUCAGAUAAAUCGACGGUGGGGAUCAGGUCAUCAUGUGAUCGUCAUCUGCUGGCUGCAUCUCAGAACAGCAUCGUGGUGGGAGCUGUCUUUGCUGUCUUGAAGGCUGUCUUCAUGUUGGGUGAUGCUGAGCUAAAAGGCUCAGGCUUCUCUCACCCUGCUGGGCUGGAUGACAUCGGAGAGGACGACAUGGGGUCCAAAAAAUCCGGAGGCCGAAACGUCUCUAUUGAAACAGCCAGUUUAGAUGUUUAUGCCAAGUAUGUGCUGAAGAGCAUCUGUCAGCAGGAGUGGGUUGGGGAGCGUUGUCUGAAGUCUCUCUCUGAGGACAGCAGUGCCCUCCAGGACCCAGUGCUGGUCAACAUUCAGGCUCAGAGGCUGCUGCAGCUCAUCUGCUACCCUCACAGGCAGCUAGACAGCGAGGAGGGAGACAACCCUCAGAGACAGCGCAUCAAGCGCAUCCUUCAGAACAUGGACCAGUGGACCAUGAGACAGUCUUCUCUGGAGCUGCAGCUCAUGAUUAAGCAAAGCUCAAAUAACGAGCUGUACUCUCUGCUUGAGAAUAUUGCCAAGGCAACUAUCGAGGUUUUCCAGAAAUCUGCUGAGAUGAACUCCAGUAACCCUUCCUGGAAUGGCUCGGCUGCCUCCAGCAGCUCCGUUUCCAAUAGCAACAAUGCCAGCAAACUCAAACCAGUUCUCAGUUCAUCAGAGCGCUCAGGCGUGUGGUUGGUGGCCCCUCUGAUCGCUAAGCUGCCCACGUCAGUACAGGGUCACGUACUGAAAGCUGCCGGGGAGGAACUGGAGAAGGGGCAGCACCUGGGCUCCUCCUCCCGCAAGGAGAGAGAUCGACAGAAACAGAAGAGUAUGUCUCUGUUGAGCCAGCAGCCUUUCUUGUCUCUGGUGUUGACAUGCCUGAAAGGCCAGGAUGAACAGAGAGAGGGCCUCCUGACCUCCCUCUACAGCCAAGUACAGCAGAUUGUCACCAACUGGCGUGAAGACCAGUACCAGGAUGACUGCAAGGCCAAGCAGAUGAUGCACGAGGCUCUGAAGCUGCGGCUCAAUUUGGUGGGUGGGAUGUUUGACACAGUUCAGAGAAGCACGCAGCAAACCAAUGAGUGGGCGGUGCUUCUCCUGGACAUCAUCAGCAGUGGGACUGUGGACAUGCAGUCAAAUAAUGAGCUGUUCACCACCGUACUGGACAUGCUGAGUGUGCUUAUUAACGGGACUCUGGCAGCAGAUAUGUCUAGUAUCUCUCAGGGCAGCAUGGAGGAGAAUAAGAGGGCUUACAUGAACCUGGUGAAGAAACUCAGGAAAGAGUUGGGGGAUCGUCAGUCGGAGAGUUUGGAGAAAGUGCGACAGUUACUGCCUCUGCCUAAGCAGACUCGGGACGUCAUUACCUGUGAACCCCAGGGCUCACUCAUAGACACCAAGGGCAACAAAAUCGCUGGAUUUGAGAAAGAGGGCCUGCAGGUGUCGACGAAGCAGAAGAUCUCACCGUGGGAUGUGUUUGAGGGCCUAAAGCACUCUGCUCCACUUUCUUGGGGCUGGUUCGGAACAGUUCGGGUCGACCGCAAGGUCACUCGCUUCGAAGAACAGCAAAGGCUCCUCCUCUACCACACCCACGUGAAACCCAGACCACGCAGCUAUUACCUGGAGCCCCUCCCGCUGCCGCCAGAGGAGGAGGAGCCUCCUACUCCCGUGCCACAAGAACCAGAGAAGAAGAUGGUGGAGGCGGUGAAAUCGGAAAAGAAUGUGACCAGCGUGCCCCCGGAUGCCAACAAGAAGAAGAAGAAAAAGAAGACUCCAUCUACCAGCAAGCAAGAGGAUUACCCUGCUCGUAACCCUGGUGUGAUGCCCUAUGGACCAGGAACAAACAAUGAACUAAUGAACAUGGGCCAGUCCGGCCACACCUACAGAAUGGGCUACAACCAGACAUCCAUUAUCUACACCCAGAAUCAACCUCUUCCUCCAGGAGGUCCAGGUUUGGAGCCCCCAUACCGACCUCGCAUGCCUGUAAAUAAGAUGCCCACACGGCCCAACUACCCAGGCAACUACCACCCUGGAGGAAUGGGCAUUAUGGGUAUGGACAAUAAGCAGUACACAAUGGGCUUCAAGCCGCAGACUGCUAUGUCCCAGGGCCAGAUGCUUAGGCAGCAGAUCCAGGUCAGACUGAACCAGAGUAUGCUGGGACAGCAGAUGAGACCUAUGGCACCCAAUCAGCAGUACAGCUCGAUGCAGCCUGCACAGAAUAUGUCACAACAAGGUUAUACCUCCUACGGUUCCCACAUGGUAAUGCAGCCGCACCCGUCUCAGACAGGUGCAAUAGUCCCUUCCCAGUACGGUAAUCAGGCCUUUCAGGGAGCCCAUCCUGGUACUAACCCUGGAGUUGUAGAUCCUCUGAGGCAGAUGCCCAGGCCCAGCGGAUAUGUCCACCAGCAGGCUUCUAGUGCGUACGGCAUGCAGAACACGCAAAGGUUUGCUCACCAGCCCAUGCAGCAGGCGUCCAUGAUGCACGGCCUACCGCAGGGACACAUGGCAGCGCAGGGCGUGCACCCCGGCAUGAGGCCCAAUCAGAUUCUAGACCAACAGCAGCAGGCAGCUCAACAGCAGCAGCAGCAGUUCUUGAGGCAGCAGGCCCUUCGGCAACAACAACAAGUUCAGCAGCAGCAGCAGCAGCAACAGCAACAGGUCCAGCAGCAGGUCCAGCAGCAGCAGCAGCAGCAGCAGGUUCCCUCACAACAGGUGCAGCAACCUCAACAGGUGCCACCUCAGCAGGUGCAGCAGCAACAGGUGCCUCCGCAGCAGGUGGGGGCUGCGCAGCCCCCUGCUCAGGCCCAGGCACAGACCCUGGGCAUGCAGCCCAUUUUCCCUCGGCAGGGGCAGGGCAUGCAGCAGACCCAGCAGCAGCAGCAGACUGCAGCGCUGGUCAGACAACUUCAACAACAACUGUCGAGCACACAACCGGGACAGAACUCCAACUCCUUCUACUAGUGGUAUGACCGAGUCCUGUAUGGCGUCCUGUGUGAGUAGUGGAUGCAGCCCUUCUGAAACGGACUGUGGUGAAUUCAGGACUGAUGCUGUACGGGUCCGAGAGCCUUGAAGACCAGUGGCAUAGAGAGGCUUUGGGCCUAGAAGAUUCCUUGAUGAUCAGUAAUCUGACCACAGUGCUGUUUCUGUUCAAGAAUUAAACCACAAUGUGUAAUUCCUAAUCCUCUGAAGGGUUGUGCUGUGAACUUGUCAUUAGGGAGAGUGAUGAUGGAAGUUUAUGUAAAAAAAAAAAAAGUACAAGAAAUAAGAAUAAUGCAAUUUUUUAAUUUUAUUUCACUUUGUACAAUUUUUCAGUUUCGUGUAUUCUCAUUAAAAAAAAGUCAUGACA